AUGCCGACAUUUGGAUUUGUAGCAAUUUGUCAGGCACACUCCAUUUUUGCCUCAGAAAAAUCUACACGUUUAAGCACCAGGAAGAAUUGGAACUAUUCUUUUACAGAAAAACCAAGAGAGUAUUUAAUAUCUGUAUUGGAACGACUAAGAAUUGCCAAGAUAACAGGUGUGGCUUUCCCUUUCUUUAUGGAUCACUCUAACAUUGUGUCUAUGUUUGAAAUGAUGGACACUUCAGAUAAAGGCACCAUAUCAUUUGUGCAGUACAAAGAAGGCCUAAAAACCCUGGGUCUGUUGAAUGAAGAUGAAGUUUUAAAAGACGAUGGACAUGCAAUAACUUUGGAAAAAUUCAGAGCUGAAGUGAACAAGAGGACUGAGGAAAUAUGGUCAGCAUUUUAAUAACACCAUAAGUCCAAGAUAAUAAAUGAUUCUAUAAAGUUUUUAAAAAAAAAGAAAAUCUGAUAUUAGACAAGUAAGUGUAGAUAUCAUGUUAGCAGUUGACAUUUGAGUCUGAGUUCAGAGGUAAGGUCUAGGCUGAUGAUGCUAAUCUGACAGUGACCCACGC
Messenger RNA from Ailuropoda melanoleuca (giant panda), 562 nucleotides. RefSeq names its product EF-hand calcium-binding domain-containing protein 10-like. The record is from RefSeq and is a predicted model, not a curated record. Lineage: Eukaryota; Metazoa; Chordata; Mammalia; Carnivora; Ursidae. The transcript has 2 exons. Bases 1 to 396 code for a protein of 131 amino acids. Gene Ontology annotation, molecular function: calcium ion binding.